This is a messenger RNA of Brassicogethes aeneus, 1452 nucleotides long. NCBI's taxonomy places the organism in Eukaryota, Metazoa, Arthropoda, Insecta, Coleoptera, Nitidulidae. The record is from the annotation of a GenBank genome assembly.
AUGGAGGUGUAUGUUGGACUAAUAGUAAUAACUGCCAUAUAUGGGUGUCUAAUAUUUUUCGAUACAUUUUUUAAGACAUGCGCCCAUUACCCCUACCUGAGAUUUUUGGAUGGCACCGGUUUGGAAAUAAAAUUACUUCAAGUUAGAUGGACUACAAAUGCAUUUAAUCGAUUUUUUUCUCGGUUGGGAUACAACCAAUCAAAAUUUUUAGAUGUAUGGUUUACUAUCGGGUUAUAUGCUAGCUUGGCGUUGUUACCUGUAUCAACUUAUUUACUGUUGUAUUCAUUUCUUCAAAGCUAUUUUGCUGUUGAAGAAGCCAGUACUAUUACUAUAGAGCCUAUGUUACCUGGAAUUAAUUUACCAGUUUCGGAGUUGGGAUAUUAUAGUUUAACUUUAGUUAUAUGCAGUAUUGUACACGAAAUGGGGCAUGCAUUAGCAGCUGUAAGGGAAAAUGUCAGUUUGGAGUGUGUAGGAGUUAACGCAAUAUUUAUUUUACCUGUUGCAUUUGUUUUAUUGGGAACGGAGAAGUUAUUUUCAUUGAAAAAUAAAAAUAUUUUGAAGAUUUUAUGUGCAGGGGUUUGGCACAAUAUAGUAUUAAGUUUGCUGGCGUUUUUAAUUUACUCAUUUUUACCACAUGUAUUUUCGUCGCUAUACACGAUUAAUGAAGGUGUUAUUGUAGUUAAUGUAGCGAAAAAUUCGCCUUUAUUGGGUGCACGGGGGCUUAAAAUGGGAGAUACAAUAGUGGGGAUAAAUGAUUGUUUGAUAUAUAACGAAGAAAGUUGGGUAAACUGUAUUAAACACAUUAAUACUAGAAAGUCAGGGUUUUGUUUGAAUGGAGAUUUAAUUCGUAGUUUAGAUGAAAGUAUUCCUUUAAAACAUACGGAUAAUGGCUACUUGGAUUGCUGUAACGCUGAUAAACAGAACAACUUCUGUUUUGAAUAUCUGGACGAAGGAAUUUUAAAGUUACCCAGCCACGUUUGCUUGCCAGGCCGAACUGUCGUGGAAAAAGCGACGACGUUUUGUUCAUUCGAACCCCACGCAUGCCCGAACAAUCUCUUUUGUUUCAGACCGCUUGUAGAAAACUAUACGAAUCUAUUUAAAAUUGUUAAAAGCGACAAUACGAAUGUUAUUUACUCCGGCCCUGUUACAGACGUGUACCGAACCUUGGAGGUUUCACCCUACAUACACCCUAAUAUUAGUUCCACGAUCCCAGAUAGAACUAUGAAACUUUUAAGGUACGUUAUUGUUGUUUCAAUGGGUUUAGGCGUUAUAAACAUAAUUCCAUGUUGGUUUAUGGACGGCCAAUACAUAAUAAGUAUCCUGGGGAAUAUUAUGUUGGUAAAAAUGCUAGGAAAAAAGAAAACAAAUUUAAUAGUUUUAACAUUAACUACUUUCAUCACGUUUAUUUUAGUCACUCAUUGUAUGCAAGCUGUGUGGAACGCUUUGUUUUAA